UUUCUCCUUACUUUUUGCUUCACUCGUCUCUUCUGUUUCUCAUUCACUUAUAUAAUAUGUGUUUCACAAUGAGACACCCACGGCGCCACAUCAGCAAAAAGCAUAAAAUGGAGAAGAUAGAGGUCGAAUUCAUCAAGCAGUCUAUGGAUCGACUUAACCUACCCAUCAAGACAGAUAAGCCAGCCAGACAAGCUUUUGCGCAUAUACUUUGCAGGCUGAAGCUUUCCCCCAGUUCAGAUGCCGAAGAAAAACAGGUAUGGACAGUGGAUCAGGAGAGUAUGAGCGUUCAGAUGCCGGAACAUUUUGGACAACUGAUGACCGACAUCGCCCUCGUAUACUCCACCGAGGAUACCAAGUCAAGCUCGAUUCGACCCAAAGUAGACUGGGUUCUGCUGCAGCUGUCGGCUAUCGUGAGGAGGAUGCAGGAUCAACUCUACAUUGAUUCAUCGCCGCCCGGUGGUUACAUUCACGCAGCACCGUACUGGCAUUUCGAGACGACGAUCACUGGAUCUGGUGAUCAGGCUUUGACGGCAUCGGUGGACUACGUUCUGUGGUAUGGGGCGUGUGGAGACUGGGACACGAACUUGGUGGUAGUUCGAAGCAGCAGUCGACUGGAUGAUGAAUGCUGGGCAGCCCUCCCGAGCAUGUCGAUCGUUUAUGCCGCCCGGAAGGUGAGGAAGUAUAAGGGUGGCAUCUAUGGAGUCUGUACCGAUGGCCAUAGUUGGACCUUCUUGCACUUCAGCGAUAGGGGCCGGGAAGUCCUCGGCCUACUAUACAAGAUUAUCGGGCAGGCUUUCGACCUCCACAGAGCGCGAGAGCAGGACCAGGAGGCUCGGCGGCGAAUGAGAGAUGAAAUUUUCCUCUGGGAUGAGGAUAAGGAGAGCUCUGGCGAUAAUGGUCGUAAUGAUGGUGAUGUAGCCCCUGGGCGUUGGUGA
Molecule: messenger RNA, 935 nt
Organism: Aspergillus pseudonomiae
Lineage: Eukaryota; Fungi; Ascomycota; Eurotiomycetes; Eurotiales; Aspergillaceae
Exons: 3
Coding region: 57-935 (292 amino acids)
Source: RefSeq, a predicted model, not a curated record